UUUGUGUUAUAUUUAGUAAUUUGUUUUUUAAAACUAACAGUUUCUGAUAUUAUGUCAAAGCUUAGUCAGGUAGCUUUAGGAGAAGUACUCGCGGAAGAGAGGAAGGAGUGUGAGCACCGGAAUAAGGGCAAUUGUGGUGUGUGCACAGAAAAGGCAAAGGACAAUUUGGCAAAGAUGGAGCGAGUCCAGAAACGCGAAAAAGGUAUUCCGAUAGAAGGCGAUAAUGCGAAAUUAAAGGCAGAAGAUGAAUUGUACGUAAUAAAGUUUGCUGCCAAAGUAUCGUGGAUAAUGGCCGACAACAAAAAAGUAGAACCAACGGAAAUGUUACAGAAAGAUGAAAAUGUUAAGAGUGUCGACCGUAUCCACGAAUCCUUAAGAUAUGAUAAUGCGAAGGUAAAUAUUUCCGAAAACGAUGCAAACCAGAAUGAGAAAGACGUACAUGUUAACGGCCAAGAUCUUAUCCACAAAUCCGUAACAGAUGAUCUUUCACAGACAAGUCAACCAUUGGCCCCAGUCUCAGCUGACACCACUGCUACAAAUGAAGCCAACCUGAAAAAGAAAGAUAAUGAUGCGUGCCAGGAAAAGCCUGUUGCUGCAAAAAAUGAACAACUCAAUGCACCAGUGAAAAAAAAAAUAAGAAAUAAAAUUUCGAGCCUAUUUCAUGUGCACAAGAAGGACCACAAUAAGGAGUGAUCGGAUACAGGCAUACACAACUUUGUUUUGUUAAUUAAAUAUACACCUAUCUGAUAACUGUUUUAAGAUUGUA
Molecule: messenger RNA, 766 nt
Organism: Adelges cooleyi (spruce gall adelgid)
Lineage: Eukaryota; Metazoa; Arthropoda; Insecta; Hemiptera; Adelgidae
Exons: 12
Coding region: 52-693 (213 amino acids)
Source: RefSeq, a predicted model, not a curated record